Molecule: messenger RNA, 529 nt
Organism: Triticum aestivum (bread wheat)
Lineage: Eukaryota; Viridiplantae; Streptophyta; Magnoliopsida; Poales; Poaceae
Product: 18.8 kDa class V heat shock protein-like
Exons: 3
Coding region: 1-483 (160 amino acids)
Source: RefSeq, a predicted model, not a curated record
AUGGGCGCCGCACCGCACAUGUUGCGACGCAAGUUGCACCUUCACCCUGAGCUCUGCUAUUUAAAGCGAGUGAACUAUCCAGAUGCGGCAAAGCAAGCUACAGAAUGCCCUUACUCUUCGCCUCCCGCUCCGUCGUCACGGCCGCCCAACCCCGUCAACUGGGAUGAGACCGGCGCCGCGCAUAUCUACUCCGCCGACCUCCCCGGCGUGAAGAAGGAGGAGAUCAGGGUGGAGAUUGAGGACGGGAGGUACCUCGUCAUACGCACCGAGCUGGACGCUCGUGACGCGGAAGUCCACGGCCGCCGAGGCAGUUUCGCAAGGAAGUUCCGGCUGCCGGGGAUGGUGAACACCGACGGCAUCACGACCGACUACGCCCGCGGCGUACUGACCGUGACAGUGCCCAGGAUGCACACCCGGGCCCAGCCCGUGGUCAAUCUCAUCGGGCUUGGUCCUGCCUGCGACCCCGUGGCCAGAGCAGCUUAAACUGAUUUAUUAUUAUAUUGAAGUAUAUUAUACUCCCAUGUACUAA